This is a messenger RNA of Vanrija pseudolonga, 2189 nucleotides long. It is a transcript of the gene atp-3, whose product is annotated as ATP synthase subunit 4, mitochondrial. The record is from RefSeq and is a predicted model, not a curated record. Gene Ontology annotation, biological process: proton motive force-driven ATP synthesis. The transcript is spliced from 4 exons. NCBI's taxonomy places the organism in Eukaryota, Fungi, Basidiomycota, Tremellomycetes, Trichosporonales, Trichosporonaceae. Bases 40 to 750 code for a protein of 236 amino acids. Gene Ontology annotation, molecular function: proton-transporting ATP synthase activity, rotational mechanism.
CUCUCUCCCCCCCACCCCCUCCCCUUCUCCCCCGUCAAAAUGGCCUCUCGUCUCGCCCUCCGCAACCUCCGGAGCGCCGCCCGCCCGGCCUUCGUCGCCCCCCGCGCCAUUGCCUCGCAGGUCCGCUUCGCGUCGAACCAGCCUACUCCUGACGAGAAGGCCGCCGAGAUCAUCAACGCCGUCCCCUCGACCUCGCUCUUCACCAAGACCGGCGGUAUCAUCCUCGGUGUCGGUGUCACCGCUGCCGCCAUCUCGACUGAGGUCUACGUCGCCAACGAGGAGACUGUCCUCGCCGCCGCCUUCCUCAUCAUCCUCACGGCCAUUGCCAAGAACAUUGGCGCCCCCUACACGUCGUGGGCCAACGCUCACAUUGAGAAGAUCAAGUCGGUCCUCAACGGUGCCCGCUCAGAGCACACCCAGGCCGUGACCCAGCGCAUCGACGCCGUCAACCAGCUCAAGGACGUUGUCCCCCUCACCCAGCAGCUCUACAAGGUCGCCAAGGAGACCAACGAGCUCGAGCACUCCAACUUCCUCCUCGCCCAGGAGGCCGCCGUCAAGAACGAGCUCAAGGCCGUCCUUGACUCGUGGGUCCGCUACGAGCAGCAGCAGCGCGAGGCCGAGCAGACCGCCCUCGUCAAGUCGGUCACCGCCAGCAUUGCCGCCGAGCUCGAGAAGCCCGCUUUCAAGAAGCAGCUCCUCGAGGAGGCCCUCGCCCAGGUCGAGCAGAUCGCCAAGUCCAAGGAGCUCUAAGCGACACACCGAGGCGUCGAGUGGUGCGAGGGGUAAGUCAUCUCACCCAGAGGUGACCCUCCUUGCAUCAAGAUAGAACGGCAGUGUAGGUUGAUCUCUGGUUCGUCACCGCGGAUUGGGAACAACAGUAGAAGCGGCUGGGAUGGCGCCGCAGAAUGCAAAAACGCAAUAGCUAAACGGGGUGGUUGGGGUCGUGGGGUGUGUUAGUCAAGCCAGUGGUCACUUGCUUCCUACGCAUACAUGUCGGGGUUUGUACAUAUGGCUUCAAACAGCACUUCUACGCCACCAGCAUCACUCUCUAAAGCGUCUCGAGGAAACUCGCGUCGCCGCUCAUAUCAACCGUCUCGGACGCGUCAAUGUCCCCUUCCCUCCUCCUCUUACGCGGCACUGGCGUAGCAGCUCCGCCCGGCACUUCGCUCAUCAUGCGCUUCGCCUGCUUGCGUGCACGGACACUGGAGCCGGGACUUGGGCCGUGAACAACAGACGCGCCAGUCACGUCGCCGAGCCCGCUGAGCGCGGCCAGAGGGUUGGCAGCGUGUGCGUGUGCCAGCGUCGCGGCUGCCGAUGUGGACGCGUGGGCUGCCGUCGGUGUCACAAAGGGAUUGAGCAGCUGCCCACUUGCGAGGGCCACAAUCGACUCGAGACCUCUUGCAGACAUAAAGUCGGUGGUGAGGUCAAACGACGUGUCCUCGGCGUUGGCCGCCGCCGUGGCCGCCGCAACUGCAGCUCCAGUCUCGUCGAGUAAAGGCGGCUGGUGGUCCGUCUCUGGACGAGAGAGAAUGGCCUGCACGUCUUCUGGAGACAGUCUAGCAACCUUGGCCGCAUCGGUCAUCUGCUUCACCUUUGGCUUGAGGUGGUAGAACGCGUUCGCGCUCAUGACGUCGGGGAGGUUGGAGAGCAGGUUGUCCUCCUCUGCCACGGGCGGGUUGUCGUACAGGCCCUGAGACCAGUCUGGGAAGUCCUGCUGCACCUUCUCGUCCACAUGGAACUUGAACAGGAUGAUGCCUCCGACGCCGGCCACGGGUAAUCCCUGCGCAUCCUUGGGUCGGAGGAGCGGAAGGUUGGUUCUGUCCCACAGCUCGGGGGGCAGGUGGAAGGUCGGCGCGGGCUGCUUGGGGCGACCCUUGCGACGCAACCUCGCCGAUUGGUCAGAGGCGUAGACGUCCAAGAUGGACAGCAACGACCUGGCGGUGCUAGACAACCAGAACUGAUCCACAACCUCGUGUGCUUCGGACGCGCGGGUCCCACACUGUUGCUUGCGGUAGGCGUUCCACUCGUCCUCGGUGUAUGUGCGUUUGGGAUCGGCACGCUCGUUGGUCAUGGCGGCAAAGUCGAUGGUGAGGAGUGUACGGUAGAGCGCGCGCAGCCUGCAGAGGUUGAGCGGCGACGAGUCAAACGCGGCCGCACGGCGAGCAACCAGCGACUGCUGUCUGCGGUAC